AUGACCGCUUCAUUACUCCUCCAAUCGCACUGGAUCGAACCGGUGAUGUUCCUCUACGACAGCGGUCUGGAUGAAAGAAGCAAGAACAUGGAGGGAUUUUCUGGAGGCAAUUUCGCAGCAAACCAGUGCAGGAAUUUGUUAGCACAUCCAACCUCGCUGGCUCCCAGCACCACCUACACUGCGAGUGAGGUGCCAGUGUCUGGCAUCGGGGAGCCUGGCAAACAGUGCAGCCCAUGUUCUGCCACUCAGAGCUCUCCAAACGCGUCUUUGCCUUAUGGAUACUUUGGAAGCAGCUAUUACCCGUGCAGGAUGUCACACAGCAGCGUCAAGGCGUGCGCGCAGCCCUCUGGAUAUGGCGAGAAAUACAUGGACUCAUCCGUCUCUGGAGAGGAGUUCUCAACCAGGGCGAAGGAAUUUGCGUUUUAUCAGGGUUAUUCCACUGGUCCUUAUCAGCCCAGCUACCUGGACGUGCCGGUGGUACCUGCGCUGAGUGCGCCAUCUGAGCCCAGACACGAGCCUCUGCUGCCCAUGGAGCCCUACCAGCCUUGGGCCAUCACUAAUGGCUGGAGUGGUCAAGUUUACUGCGCCAAAGAGCAGCCACAGUCAAACCCUCUGUGGAAAUCCUCGUUGCAAGACGGUAUAUCCGGAGGCGACAGCUCUAUCCGCCGAGGGAGAAAGAAGCGCGUGCCAUACACUAAGGUUCAGCUAAAGGAGUUGGAGAGGGAGUACGCCGCCAAUAAAUUCAUCACCAAGGACAAAAGGAGGAGAAUAUCAGCGCAAACGAACCUGACUGAGAGACAAGUGACAAUCUGGUUUCAGAACCGGCGUGUCAAGGAGAAAAAAGUGGUCAAUAAAUUCAAGACCCCCAGUUAG
Cheilinus undulatus (humphead wrasse) is the source of this 873-nucleotide messenger RNA. It is a transcript of the gene hoxa13b, whose product is annotated as homeobox A13b. Gene Ontology annotation, molecular function: RNA polymerase II cis-regulatory region sequence-specific DNA binding; DNA-binding transcription factor activity, RNA polymerase II-specific. NCBI's taxonomy places the organism in Eukaryota, Metazoa, Chordata, Actinopteri, Labriformes, Labridae. The transcript is spliced from 2 exons. The coding region runs from base 1 to 873 and encodes 290 amino acids. Gene Ontology annotation, biological process: regulation of transcription by RNA polymerase II. The record is from RefSeq and is a predicted model, not a curated record.